Messenger RNA from Sorghum bicolor (sorghum), 1222 nucleotides. RefSeq names its product E3 ubiquitin-protein ligase CHIP. The record is from RefSeq and is a predicted model, not a curated record. Gene Ontology annotation, cellular component: cytoplasm. NCBI's taxonomy places the organism in Eukaryota, Viridiplantae, Streptophyta, Magnoliopsida, Poales, Poaceae. The transcript is spliced from 8 exons. The coding region runs from base 148 to 975 and encodes 275 amino acids. Gene Ontology annotation, molecular function: protein-folding chaperone binding; ubiquitin protein ligase activity. Gene Ontology annotation, biological process: proteasome-mediated ubiquitin-dependent protein catabolic process; cellular response to misfolded protein; positive regulation of proteolysis.
CCCCUUGCAAUUCUAUUCCACCGCGGCCACCGGAAGGGAAGCCUCCAGGCUCACGCCACGGUUUCACACGAGCAAAUCCCGCCGCCUCCUCCUCGCGCACCCCUUCCCAUCCUCAUCCUCCCCGGAGCACGAGGCGAGCCGCCGGAUAUGGCGCCGGCGGCGCCGGACGGCGGGGCCGAGUCGCAGCGGCAGGCGGACCUGCUUAAGCAGGAGGGCAACGCCUUCUUCAGGAAGGAACGCCUCAGCGCCGCCAUCGACGCCUACACCGGGGCCAUAACUCUCUGCCCAAAUGUUGCAGUAUACUGGACCAACCGAGCACUUUGCUAUAGGAAGCGCAAUGAGUGGUCUAAAGUUGAGAAAGAUUGCAGAACGGCUAUCCAGCUUGACAGCCAGUCUGUUAAGGCGCAUUACAUGCUCGGGCUAGCUCUUGUCAACAGCCAAAGAUUGUCAGAAGGAAUAAAAUCACUGGAGAAGUCCUUGGAGCUUGGAAGGGGUGCACAUCCUGCAAGCUACAUGGUCGAAGAGAUAUGGCAGGAGCUUUCUAAAGCAAAAUACAUUGAAUGGGAGAGCUUAUCAAGAGAGCGAACUUCUCAACUGCAAAAGCUAAAGGUAGCAUGUUACGAAGCCAUAAGGUGUUACAACAGCCUUGAUAACCCAGCUGCAGGUGUGCCAGUAGAACAGCUAAAUGAGCUCGACGAAGUUUUCAUGAAGGCUGCAAAAGCUGAUACUCCAGCAGAAGUUCCUGACCAUCUCUGCUGCAAAAUUACACUUGAUAUCUUCAGAGACCCAGUGAUCACCCCAAGCGGGGUUACUUAUGAGAGGGCUGUACUUCUUGACCACCUUCAAACGGUGGGGAAGUUUGACCCGGUGACCCGUGAGGCACUCGAACCACACCAGCUGGUUCCGAAUCUUGCCAUCAAGGAAGCUGUACAUGCAUUUUUGAGCGAGCAUGGUUGGGCUUACAAGAUCAGAUGAUUGCUUUACAUACUGAGUUGGAGGUAAGAUUAGCGAUACAGGUUUUUGGCUACUGUCGGAUUUGACGGUGGGAAUUUUUGUUUACUGUUGGUGGCGGAUUGUAAUCUGGGAUGGCCGUGUACAGAUUCACCUUCUCCGGUUAUUGAUCGGUCUGUACAUAUGAGAUGCUAUUAAUUGUAAACAGUACACCAAAGGAAGUGAAGUUGAGUGCCUGAAUUCCAGACUGCUGUUUGCUUUAAGGGAGUCA